AUGAGAGUCAAGAAUUCCGGGAGCUCUUGUUCUUCUACGAGUUCUCAAUUCAGCAACAAGCCUUGCCCGUCCGCUGCGUCACUACCAUUCAAUUUCGGCCUGGAGACCAGCCUGCAGCACUACAUCCUCAACAAGAGUGGCUUGCAAAAAGCUGAGCCACAUAUCGUGACAUCCAUUCAUGAUUGUGAUCAGUCACUCUGGGACCGAAACAGCACCUCUGACUUCCAUAUUUUGACUGUGUCGGGAUACGCCACCGGUUUGGGUCCACCGUUGAGCAUUUCCGCCAAAGAGUUCGAUAAUCUCUGUGCGUUGUGGCAAAUACCAGCAAAGUUGCUAAAGAAAUGCCCGACUUUGGCCGCCGACAUCCUCGAGUGUUGCGUGGAGGAACGUGAUGUUAAUGAUGGCGAAAUUGUGUUAACCCCGAAUGCUUCGGAGCAGCCGCAUCAGAAAUCCCUCAACAUCUUGUUCAGCAACUCAGCAGCGGAGGCGACGUUCUUCUGCCUGCUCAUUUGCGACUUGACCGGCCAGUCGGGCGCAAGGUGCCUCAUCGGCUCGGUCCAAGACGGAGAGACGAAGAAAGUAUUGUCAGAAUUGGAAGGCUGCACCAAAGAUACCCUCUUGAACCCAGCGAUCAUUAUCGGCUUUAUCCUGGCAAAUGUUGCUGAUCAGCUCGGUGUUCUACUAAACGAUAGGCAUUCCAGGGAUGCACUUGAUAUUGCCUCUCGUCUAGGCAUCAUGAAUCCAGGGAUGCGCAACUAUAUCGCUUAUUUCGGUUUUGACGGAGAGCCCGACCAGGAAUAUUCGAAACUUAACGUGGACCUUUACAGCUUGCAAUAUGCCUUCAGUCAGAAUUACCACUUUAACUACGCCAACAUGGUGCUUGUUCGUGGUCUGAAGGCCAUCUUCGAGUCAUAUACCGAUGAGGUUCGCUCGCCGGCUGUAUUCGAGUGUAUCAACGACAUCCUCCGCAGACUUGAAUGCCAGAAGGGGACAGUGGAAUUCUGGGUCCGGGUCACACAGAACCAAAGCCCGGUCUUGUUCAAUCUGAUCAAUCAACGGGACAGCCGAUUGAAUUAUUCUGUUGCACAGUCGGCACGACAGAUCGCUGCGGCCAGCAAGCGGGACAGCUCCGCAAUGAAAACCAUCUCGAUUCUGACCCUAAUCUUUCUUCCGGGAACGUUUGUCUCAGCCAUCUUCUCCACUACAAUCUUUGACUUUACUGGACUGGACGUCGGAUACGGAAAAGUGGGCAAAGCAUGGUGGAUUUACCUACUAUGCUGUCUGCUACUAACACUGAUCACCGUUGGUGUGUGGGCUGGCUGGAUGGUGUCGCGACUCAACAAAGCUACCGAAGAGGAGAAGAGAUGGGGCAGCUACAGAGAAGACUACUAUGAAGCACAGCGUUACAAUCAGAAAGCACCAAACAGACCAAAUCACGAGCAUCGAGACGGCCCGGCAUUUUCCUACUCGAAACCUGCGGGAGGCUCCAACUGGAGCAGCGCUGCAACGAGAAACCGCAGAGCCAGUUGUACCAGUGUCCCAAAGGCGGAGGGUUUUAACCUCCCACCACCGUCGACAUUCCCUACCAGGUUGACCACCCUAGUUCGGACGUUCUAG
Messenger RNA from Cladophialophora psammophila CBS 110553, 1617 nucleotides. RefSeq lists its product as uncharacterized. The record is from RefSeq and is a predicted model, not a curated record. The coding region runs from base 1 to 1617 and encodes 538 amino acids. Lineage: Eukaryota; Fungi; Ascomycota; Eurotiomycetes; Chaetothyriales; Herpotrichiellaceae. The transcript has a single exon.